UGAGCGUGUUGGUUUUGCUCCGGUCAGUUCAGUUUGUUCAAAUAAAUAUCGUUUCUGAGUUUCAAGAGUGAUUGAUAAAAAUAUUUCAUUACGACAACUAACUUGUCAUUGAAAUUUAUUAAAUAUAACAUAUACGUAUAUAAAUAAAUAAUGGCUGAUGAGGAUUUUGAUGCAGAUGAGGUCGCAGAUGAUUUUGAUGAUGUAGAUGACGAGGACAAUAUCGAAUUAGAGCCCCAGGAAGAUGAUGGUGAAAAUAUCGAGUUGUUGAAUGCUAAUGAAGCUAGUGGCGGAGUUCAAAGAUCAAAGAGGAUAACUACAAGAUAUAUGACAAAGUAUGAAAGGGCUAGAGUUUUAGGUACAAGAGCACUACAGAUUGCAAUGUGCGCUCCUGUAAUGGUAGAAUUGGAAGGCGAGACAGAUCCACUGCAAAUUGCUAUGAAAGAAUUAAAACAACGGAAGAUUCCCAUAAUUAUACGUCGUUAUCUGCCUGAUAAUAGUUAUGAGGAUUGGGGGAUCGAUGAAUUAAUUAUAAUAGAUCAUUAAUCUUAAUUUAAGUUAUAGAAUUAGAUUUUGUUUGACUGUAUGUAAUUAAAAUUGUUUUAUACAGCA
This is a messenger RNA of Linepithema humile (Argentine ant), 609 nucleotides long. It is a transcript of the gene RpII18, whose product is annotated as RNA polymerase II subunit RpII18. The record is from RefSeq and is a predicted model, not a curated record. Gene Ontology annotation, molecular function: DNA binding. Gene Ontology annotation, biological process: transcription by RNA polymerase I; tRNA transcription by RNA polymerase III; transcription by RNA polymerase II. Gene Ontology annotation, cellular component: RNA polymerase II, core complex; RNA polymerase III complex; RNA polymerase I complex. NCBI's taxonomy places the organism in Eukaryota, Metazoa, Arthropoda, Insecta, Hymenoptera, Formicidae.